AUGGAAACCCUGGCCUCUCUCUGGGCCCGUGACCUCAGUGACCCCUGUGACCUCAUCGCCCCCGAGGAGGAACGGCACGAGCCGUCGUCUGUGUGGGUAUCAGAGGCUCAGUGUGUUUUAAACUGCUCUCCUCCUGCUGCUGGUCUGAUGUGGACAGAGCAGCUCUCUCCUCACCUCCAGAGGAACAAACAGCUUCAGGACACGCUGCUGCAGAGAGAGGAGGAGCUGGCCCGACUGCAGGAGGAGAACAACAAGCUCAGAGAGUUCCUCGACUCGUCCUUCGUCAGGAACCUGGAGGAGAAAGCUAAAAAGCUGACAGCUGACGGGAGGAAGAAGCUGAAGAGAAACCUGAUGUACGUCAGUGAUGGACCUCUCCACGGCUACAGACAUCAUCAUCCUCAUCAUCAUCAUCAUCCUCAUCAGUCCUCUCAGCAGGUCAGCAAGCGAGUCUGCAGGAACCUCACCGCCGAGUUCUCCUCCGACUUCUCCGAGACGUCUGACGCUUCCUCCUCCGAACCGAACCUGGACCUCUGGGUGCUGCGAACGCUUGGCCUGAAAGACCGAGACACCAUCGACACGUCCAACGACUCCUCUUCCUCCUCCGGGUUCAGCCUCGGAGGUUUAGUUUACGAUACUUCAGUCACCUCCUCCUCCCCCUCUGAGUACUGUGAAGAUCCCGCCGUCAGUAACUCAGCAUCAAACUGCUCCAGUCCUCCAGAUCAGCGCUCUGACUUCACUUCCUGUGGACUGAGCAGACGGUGUGACGCUCCCGCAGCUCUGAUCGGCAGCUACGACUCAAUAGCUGCCUUUAAUUCGCCUUUAACCAGAGAAACACCGGAGAUCUGCUCCCAGCGUCCGGAGGGAAGCCCGGCGGAUCCUUCAGCUUACUGGUCACCACUGAAACUCAACCGGACUCCGUCACAGGACACAAUCCAGUUCAGUCCACCGGCAGAAGGUGUCUACUACUCCCCCAUCUCGUCCUCCAGUCCGGUCGUGAAGCAGACGUGGAGGCCGAUGCGAAGCCGAAGCCGAAGCCCAUUGAGCCCGUCGGUCGGUUCUCAGGCGCCUCGGAGCCAGACCGAGCUGGCGUUCAGCAUGUGCCUCAGCCCGUCCAGCAGCGUUAAGACCCACAGCUUCCCCCAGGGACAAGCCUUCGUCAGGAAGGACAACGAGGGGAGGUGGAACUUCACCUGGUUGCCAAGACAAGGACCAUAG
Molecule: messenger RNA, 1215 nt
Organism: Scomber japonicus (chub mackerel)
Lineage: Eukaryota; Metazoa; Chordata; Actinopteri; Scombriformes; Scombridae
Gene: gmnc
Product: geminin coiled-coil domain containing
Exons: 4
Coding region: 1-1215 (404 amino acids)
Biological process (GO): negative regulation of cell cycle; negative regulation of DNA replication
Cellular component (GO): nucleus
Source: RefSeq, a predicted model, not a curated record